UGAUGAAUGAGCUCCACACUCCACUCCCAGCAAGGAUGGGCCCCAAAAAGCAUCGUAUGUAUAAAUACACGCACUCACUCUCCCGCCAUCAUCACUGCUCUUGAAUAAUGGAUCUCCCCGUUAUAGAUCUUUCUCCCUCCCUCUCCGGCGAGUGGGACCCACUUCUCUGCGCCGAGGUCAGCCGCAGCCUCAGGGAAACCGGCGCGCUCCUCGUCAAGGACCCUCGCUGCACCGUCGAGGACAACGAUCGCUUCAUCGACAUGAUGGAGCGCUACUUCUCAAAACCCCGCGACUUCAAACACCGCCAUGAGAGACCCCACUUGCAUUACCAGGUUGGGGUUACACCAGAGAAAGUAGAAGUUCCAAGAAGCUUGGUUGAUGAAGAAAUGCAGGAGAAACUGAAAGCGAUGCCAAAAGAAAACCAGCCAAACACUCCUGUUGGACCUGAUCUCAAAUGGAGAUACUUUUGGAGGAUCGGUCCUCGACCGUCAAAUACUCGUUUUCAGGAACUUAAUGCUGAGCCAGUAAUACCUGAAGGUUUCCCUGAAUGGAAAGAAACUAUGGAUUCCUGGGGAUACAAAAUGAUAGCAGCAAUUGAAGUGGUUGCUGAAAUGGCAGCUAUUGGGUUUGGUCUUCCAAAGGAUGCAUUCACUUCUCUUAUGAAGCUGGGCCCGCAUCUGUUAGCACCAACAGGGAGUGACCUUCAAAAAUAUGGUCAGGAGGGAACUAUCUUUGCAGGAUAUCACUAUGACCUUAACUUCCUAACAAUUCAUGGUAGAAGUAGAUUUCCUGGUUUAAACAUCUGGUUAAGAAAUGGACAGAAAGUUGAAGUGAAGGUUCCAAUAGGAUGUCUUCUUAUUCAGACAGGAAAGCAGAUAGAGUGGUUAACUGGAGGGGACUGCAUAGCUGGCAUGCAUGAGGUUGUUGCCACAAAGAGGACACUUGAUGCAAUAAGUUUAGCACAAGAGCAGAAUCGUAGCUUAUGGAGAGUCUCUUCAACGUUGUUUGCACACAUAGCAUCAGAUGCAGUUCUGAAGCCAUUGGGACAUUUUGCAGAAUCACCCCUUGCAAGCAAAUAUCCACCUAUGUGUGCAGGAGAGUAUGUUGAACAAGAGCUUUCAGUAAUCAAUCUCAAGGGAAAGAAGUGAGAACUUUCAUUGUUGACAAUUAUAAUAAAAAGUUGGAUACAUUUUUCUUUCACUGGAUCACAGUCACACUGCCUUACAAGCUAUUGAGAAAAAACCAUUAGGGCAAGAAACUGAAAAUUAUGGUUUCAUUUUUGUCCCAAGAAAUGGAACAAUUGUGAGCUUCCAAUUGAACACUGAUUAAUUUCAAUACAUAUAAAUGUCUACAUGCUUCAGCGUUUUAA
This is a messenger RNA of Glycine soja, 1369 nucleotides long. RefSeq lists its product as uncharacterized. Bases 108 to 1148 code for a protein of 346 amino acids. The record is from RefSeq and is a predicted model, not a curated record. NCBI's taxonomy places the organism in Eukaryota, Viridiplantae, Streptophyta, Magnoliopsida, Fabales, Fabaceae. The transcript has 7 exons.